ACCGCUGGGCACUGACUGGUGGCACUGACUGGCAGCACUGCUGGGCUGCACUGAUGGGUGGCACUGGUGGGCAGCACUGGUGGGUGGGCACAGGUGGGUGGCACUGGUGGGCACAGGUGGGUGGGCACAGUUGGGUGGCACUGCUGGCACAGGUAGGUGGCACUUCUGGGCACAGGUGUGUGACACUGCAGAGUGGCACAGGUGGGUGCAUUGCUGGGCACAGGUGGGUGAUCUGCUGGGCACAGGUGGGCGGAGCUAGUGGGCGCACUGCUGGGCACAGGUGGGCGGAACUUGUGGGCUCAGGAGUGACCAUGAGAUGUCAC
Messenger RNA from Staurois parvus, 323 nucleotides. The record is from the annotation of a GenBank genome assembly. Lineage: Eukaryota; Metazoa; Chordata; Amphibia; Anura; Ranidae.